Molecule: messenger RNA, 4747 nt
Organism: Myxocyprinus asiaticus (Chinese sucker)
Lineage: Eukaryota; Metazoa; Chordata; Actinopteri; Cypriniformes; Catostomidae
Product: gastrula zinc finger protein XlCGF8.2DB-like
Exons: 4
Coding region: 485-1765 (426 amino acids)
Biological process (GO): regulation of transcription by RNA polymerase II
Molecular function (GO): DNA-binding transcription factor activity, RNA polymerase II-specific; RNA polymerase II cis-regulatory region sequence-specific DNA binding
Source: RefSeq, a predicted model, not a curated record
GAAUCUUAAAUUUUUUAAAUGCGGUAGAGAAACAGAGAGAAGUAAAACAACGUGAAAUAAAAAAUAAAAAACGUGCACACGCAUCCCAAUUCUAAUCGGGUUGCAUUGUUUAUGUUACAUAUCAAUAUUAAGAUACUUAACUUGGAUUGAGUUUAUUGGGAUUGACUGAAAUCCGCGCAUGUAAAUAUUGUUUCUCUCGGAACACACAAUGGAAAUAUUCAAAACUAAAGCAGUCACUGGUUAAUUUCAAAAAAAGAAAGUCAUACACAUCUGGGAGGGCAUGAGGAUGAGUAAAUAAGCUGCUCCUCCAUACCACACAGCGAUCCUGAUUCACAUCUGCAGUGAAGCCACUCCCACAGCAACUCACCAAUUAAUGCUGUGAAUAUUUACAUCAUCCAACAAAUGAAGGAAGAAAUAAGGUGGAAUAUAAAGAGGAAGAAUUCCAAUUGUAACCACUGAAGUCUACUGACAUAAUAUUGCAAAAAUGAAGUUUUUAAAAGAGGAGUUUAAAAAGGAGAGUGAAGACAUUAGUAUUACAGAACCAUGCAGAAUGAAACAUGAAGAUACUGAGGAACAAAGAGACAUGAUAGAAGUAAAAGAAGAAUGUCAAGAACUGAAUGAUGUGGAGGAGAAACACCAUCAGUAUCAUGCAUUUGAUAAUUUCAUGACUGGAGAAGAUUCUUUUAUUUGCUCAAAGACUGAAAUUAAUUUCUCACAGAAAAUAGCUCAAAGAACAAGAGCCAAAAAAUCUUUCACUUGCCAUCAGUGUGGAAAGAGUUUUGCACAAAAAGGAACCCUUAACACUCACUUAAAAUAUCACACUGGAGAGAAGCCUUUCACCUGCCAUCAGUGUGGAAAGAGUUUUGUGCAAAAAGGAGAUUUAAAUUGUCACAUGAGAAUUCACACGAGAGAGAAAUCUUUCACCUGCAAUCAUUGUGAAAAGAGUUUCACACACAAAAAAAACCUUAACACUCACUUAAAACGUCACACUGGAGAGAAGCUUUUCUCAUGCUUUCAAUGUGGAAAGCGUUUCUUCUUUAAAAGAGGCCUUAAGAGUCAUAUAACAAUUCACACUGGAGAGAAGCCUUUCACAUGCUCUCAAUGUGGAAAAAGUUUCAGAGAUCGAGGAAACUUUAAGAGUCACAUGAGAAUUCACACUGGAGAGAAAUCUUUCACCUGCCAUCAGUGUGAAAAGUGUUUCAAACACAAAAGAAACCUUAACACUCACUUAAAACGUCACACUGGAGAGAAGCCUUUCUUGUGCUUUCAAUGUGGAAAAAGUUUCUCACUUCAAAAAGAUCUAAAGCGUCACAUGAGAAUUCACACUGGAGAGAAGCCUUUCACAUGCCAUCAGUGUGGAAAGAGUUUCAGAGAGAGUGGACACUUUAAGAAUCACAUGAGAAUUCACACUGGAGAGAAGCCUUACACAUGCCAUCAGUGUGGAAAGAGUUUCACACAAGUAGGCCAUCUCACAAUUCAUCUGCAGUAUCACUCUGGAUUAAGGCCGUUUAACUGUGAUCAGUGUGGCAAGACAUUUACAGCGGCAUCACAUCUAAAGGUACACCUGAUUACUCAUACUAAUGAGAAGCCUUACGUGUGUUCUUUUUGUGGAAAGAGUUUCGAUACAUCAUCAAACCUGAAAGUACAUGAGAGAGUGCAUACUGGAGAGAAGCCAUACCACUGCACUUCAUGUGAGAAGAGUUUCAGCUCAUCAAGUAGUCUAAAGACUCAUUCAAAAAAGUGUGGUCCAAAAUUGUCAUUGUGAACAUAAUUCAUUAAUUUCAGGAUCAACAUUUAUGUACAGUAUUUAAUGUAACAACUUCAAUCAGUUUACUUGAUAGUUUGAAAGUCAUAAAUUCAUUAAAACACCAAAAAGGUUAGGGACAGGAAAAAAUCAUUUUCUUAAUUAGUAUUUUUGAAUUGAUUUACAGUGAAAAUAUCCAAUCAUUCUUAACUUCCUGAGGCCCAGGUGAGAUUAAUGUGUGCUUUUUCCAUUUCCCUUUAUGAUUUGUAACUAGAAGCACCUGGUUACCAUGCAAACAAAGCAGUUUCUUAGAACAGCAAAUUGUUUUCUUAAAAAAUGUGUCAUCUCAUGGGGACAGCUGGUCUAUUUUUUGGAAUUUUAAAUUAGGCAGAGGCUAUUUGCACUAAGUGUAAAAAGCAUCAAAAAACAUCUUUGCACUCUAGUGCAAAUAGUGGCAGAUACUCUUACACCCAUUUAAAUACAAACACACAGUAUAGUGGCAUCACUGCAGCAUUUUUAUUGGGUUUAUUUGGAGUCCCACAGACACCCUACACCAACCCCUACCCCUAACUCUACCUUACAAAAAUUAACCAUGGUUUUACUACAGUAACCAUAGUGUCACCAUGGUAUUUUUCUAGUAAAAUCAUAGUAACCACAAAAUUAAACAUGUUUACUAUUAACUACUAUUAACAUGUUACUUUAAUAACACCAUGGUUAGUACAUCAGAACCAUAUAGUUUCCACCAAAACACAUGGUUACUACAAUGUUACUACAGUAAAACCACAGUUAAUUUUAUCUGGAUCAAAUGCUUCUCUCAACUUCCUGACCAAAUCACUGUGAGGAAUCUCUUUUAUUUAUUACUAUAUAGUAUUAUAGGAAAUAUUAAGAGUAGAGACAGAGAAAAAAGUUUGUCAUGGGGUGGGAUUCGAACCUGGAUUUCCAGCUUAACAACACAUACACAUACUGUCGUUUCACCCAGAGCUACUAGAGCUGCACAUGGGGGCGCAGUUUGUCGUAAAAUCCUGUGUUUCCACCAGACUAUUGGAGCGUAAAUAGUCACUUAGUUAUGCAAUCUCUUAAUCCACUAAAUGUGUAACCCGUUAACCAGUUUAAUGUCUCUGCCCCAUUGCGAAAAAUUCAAAUACGUCCACCUUCAUUUGAUCAGCAGUUGACCCCGAAUAAAUCUGUCAUGGCUGUCUUGAGUUUGGUCUGAGCAGUGGUGGGUGGAGUUAGUGUAAAUAGCCUCUGCCAACAAGAUGAGCUACUUGCACUUAGUGUAAAUAGACAAUCUGUUGACAAAUGGUUGGCCUGAGUUAAAGCAAGACUGUUCGCGAAUUCUGGAACUGUAGAGCUGAACUGUCUUUAAGUGAUGGCACUGAAUACAAAGGAAACAAAAUAGUGAUUCCGAAAAGCAUCAUGCAAGAGAUGUUGGGCGAAAUCCACAAAGGGCAUCUAGGGAUUGAAAAGAGUAAAAAUAAGAGGAGCACACAGAUUCAUGUAUUGGCCAAGAAUUAAUCAGGGCAUCAUAAAUAUCAUAUCCAAAUGUCCUACCUGCAUCAAAUACCAACCCAACAGUCCUAGAGAGCCUGUACAUCCUGUACCAGAGACACCGAAUCAAAAAGUGGUUACAGGCCUCUUUACAUGUCAUGGUAUCUCAUAGACACUUAUUACCACUUGUUGUAUUCAGAGGUGUGUUUUAAACAUGACUACAGCAGAAAAUGUAAUCCUAUGCCUGAAGUCUGUCUUUGCUAGACAUGGCGUUCCAGCCGGAGUAUUCACAGACAAUGGCCCCCAAUUUGCCAAUGCCAGUUUCACAGCCUUUUCAAAAGAUUAGGACUUUUUACACACCACAUUGAUCCAGUGGCCUUGAGGAAAAAUCGGUGGCAGAAGUAAAUCGGCUGAUGCAAAAAUCAGAAGAUGGUGGCAUUAGUUUUUACAUGGGACUGCUUACUCUAAUACACUCUUAAAUGUGGUUACUCACCAGCUUGUCUCCUAAUUGGAUGACAUCUUCAUUCUAACUUACCUGUGACAGAGGAUCUUCAUCAAACAGGGGAAAGUGAGAAGAUGAGAAAGAACAAAGAACAACAAAAAGCAAUGCAAAAAUCUACUACGAAAGAGGAACUCUUCCUCUGCCUGAGCUACAUGUUUGUGAUGAAAUUAGAUUCAAAGACAAAUCCAGUACCUGGAAUCAGUGAAGCACUGUGAUCGAACGGAUGCAACCAAGGUCUUACAACAUCCAAACAAAAGAUGAUUCAGAAUAACUUGAAAGCAGCUAAAAGUCAUGUUGAAAAGAUUGAGAGACCGGUCAGAACAUCUGUUUGUGUACCGAUGUGUCCUGAAAGACUAAUCGUGUCAUGUUGAUAUAACUGAAAAAUCGAAAAAUGUAGAUUCAUUACUUUGGUAAUCUAGAGAUGUUUGUUGUACAAUGCUGUUAACUUGAAAGUUUGAACGGAGAAGUAUAACAGUCACCUGUUCACUUAAUUCAUUGUUGUUCAUUAAUGUAGACAUUAAUGUUUUUACCUUCAUUGAGUAUUUAAUGCUUAGAUAAAUAACUGAAAACCGUAUAAUCAAACGAGAAACACUAGAUUUCAUUUUGACAUAUUCAGCUAUUCCUUACAAACCUUUAACUGUGACAGUACUUUAUGGCUGUAAUACAGUCAAAUACAUUAUACAUACUUAUACACAUUGGUUUGUUCAGUCACACACACACACACACACACACACACACCCAUGAACAUUUUAUGGCUUUGAAAUACUGUCACAGUUUAAGGUUUGUAUGGAAUAGCAGGUGCUGAAUUUACACAUCUCACACAUUAUCACAGCACUUUCAUAAGCUUUAUACUGAUAAUUCACCUAUAAAUGAAAGUUAUGUUGUUCUAAAGCCAUAUGACUAAUGUGUUCAAGGCCUUCUUUGUUGUUCUUCUCACCAUUUUUCAAUAUUUAUUGGGGUUUUACUGUGCAAAUGUUUUUAUUCGUCCUAUUUUUGGUAUUAAUUGGUGUUUG